CCAGCUGUCAACAGCAUUGUCAGGAUAAUCGACAAUUUCUUGCAAUAGGAAAGUAAUCUAACUACAAGAUACUAAAAAAGUGAUUGAAAAAAGCCAUAUUUGUUCUGUAUAAGAAUUAACAAUAUGACUGAAUUACUUAUCGAUCCAAAUAUACGAGUAUGGGUUUUUCUUCCCAUCGUGCUCAUAACGUUUUUUGUCGGCGUUAUUCGACACUACGUCUCUGUUUUAAUAUCGUCCCAGAAGAAAGCUGAAAUCACACAAAUUCAAGAUAGUCAAGCAAUGAUUCGGGCUCGUCUUUUACGUGAAAAUGGUAAAUAUCUUACACCGCAUUCGUUUGCUAUGCGGAAGAAUUUUUUUAAUCACGAAGAAACUGGCUAUUUCAAAACACAAAAACGGGCACCUGUAGCUCAAAACUCAACUGCUAUGUUAACAGACAUGGUGAAAGGAAACUUUAUCAAUGUUCUACCAAUGGUAAUAAUCGGUGGCUGGAUUAAUUGGAUGUUUUCAGGUUUCGUAACCACAAAAGUGCCUUUUCCAUUAACCCUGCGGUUUAAACCUAUGUUGCAACGUGGUGUGGAACUUGCUUCCCUAGAUGCUGCUUGGGUAUCGUCAGCUUCGUGGUAUUUCUUAAAUGUCUUCGGUCUUCGAUCUAUUUAUACACUAGUACUUGGCGAAAAUAAUCAAGCAGAUCAAACGCAAGCACAAGCAGAUGCAAUGACUGGUGCAGCAAUGACAAUGCCUCAAGAUCCCAAAGCAGCUUUUAAAGCUGAAUGGGAAGCUUUGGAGAUUACCGAAUAUCAUAGUGCGUUGAAAAAUGUGGAAAAGGAUAUGUUACAUCAUGCGUUCGGAAGCGAUGUAUCAAUUGAGAAUAGUAUUCGUCAGUAACAACUUUGAUGAUAAUAUUUUAACAAAGAUUAGGAUUGGUGUUUAAUUUAUGUCUGUGGUGACUACCAACAUUUAAAUUUAGAAAAAUUUCGUAAAGCGAAUAAAUCGGUUUUAUUAGACCAAAUAUUAACUAUAUAAAAUAAAA
Bactrocera tryoni is the source of this 1030-nucleotide messenger RNA. It is a transcript of the gene EMC3, whose product is annotated as ER membrane protein complex subunit 3. The coding region runs from base 124 to 885 and encodes 253 amino acids. The record is from RefSeq and is a predicted model, not a curated record. The transcript has 2 exons. Gene Ontology annotation, biological process: protein folding in endoplasmic reticulum. Lineage: Eukaryota; Metazoa; Arthropoda; Insecta; Diptera; Tephritidae. Gene Ontology annotation, cellular component: membrane; EMC complex.